Molecule: messenger RNA, 3291 nt
Organism: Leptopilina boulardi
Lineage: Eukaryota; Metazoa; Arthropoda; Insecta; Hymenoptera; Figitidae
Product: polycomb group protein Psc-like
Exons: 4
Coding region: 384-2834 (816 amino acids)
Biological process (GO): negative regulation of transcription by RNA polymerase II
Cellular component (GO): PRC1 complex
Molecular function (GO): promoter-specific chromatin binding; metal ion binding
Source: RefSeq, a predicted model, not a curated record
AAGAGGAAAUAAAUGAGGAAGAGAGGAGAGUAAAACUUGGAAAUACGAGGUUUAUGUAUGUGUAUGUGUAUAUGUAUAUCCACCGACAGGCGAUUGCGUUGUCAUAAUGUUAGUUCGUGCGUGGGAAGCGUGAACGUAAUGGUACGUCCUUGCCAGGUAUCGGAUCGCAUUCGAACAGCAACAGCAACGACCAACGGGCUUCGUAUCGCGGGCCUUGAGGCGGUCGACGUUGCGGCGGUGUUGCCACCUCUUGUACAUUGCAUCCCAAUAUUUAAACUCUACGAGCCAAGAAAGAACCUCGUUGCCACGUCUACUAUACUGUUGUUUAGCCGCUGCCAACUCGUAUCGUCUAUCCUCUCACCUCACCGGACCAAAAAGAAGAUAUGGAUGUAAACGAGAGGGAAAAGCCGCUUGUAAAGGACUUAAACGAACAUAUCAUAUGUCCUCUGUGUAGAGGCUACUUCGUAGAUGCAACGACCCUCGUUGAGUGCCUACAUUCUUUUUGCAGAGGCUGCAUAGUGAGACGACUGAGUAACGGAGUUAGAGCCUGCCCUGUCUGCAAUGUACCCACCUUACCCCCACUCUUCUCUGAUAUAAGGCUGCAACGAUUAGUCUACCUCAUUGUUCCUGGUCUAUUUCGAUCAGAAUCAGAAAAGAGACGACAUUUUCGUAUUGUCAAUCCCCAAUGUACGCCACUAUUGCCGCCUUUAGGCUCACCCGAAUUGACAUACGACGAUCCAGUUAGUUUGAGUAUAUCCGAAAUUGGUAAAAUAACAUCAUCAAUUGACGAUGGUAUUAAAUUGAAAAAGGGAAAUAAAGAGAGAACGAAACAAUUGAAGAAUAAAACAUUUUAUGAAAUAACUGGCAAGACACGCUAUUUGAAAUGCCCAGCUGGCGUGACGGUGAGACAUCUCCAACGACUACUAAUGCUAAAGAGGGGAUGGGACGAUAUAGAUGGAACUUCUUCUUCUUCAACCUGCCAUCGGAUAGAAAUUAUGUACGAGGUGGAUGAAAGCGAAACGGAAAGCCGGUUGCAAAUACUUGAAACAUCAUGGACCCUUUUGGAUCUUGCUUGCAUUUUUGAAUGGAAAAAUGAAUCUCCCAUGAAACUAUACUAUUGUUUUGUAUCAAAAGAAGAGUUGGAUCAGGUCCAGAUAGCGACUUCUUGUGGGGAAGAAGCCAGUAAUAAGGAGUCGACUGAAGUGAUAGAGAAUAUACAGAGGCCGCCUACUCCACCGCCUAGUCCAAAGCCGCCGAUCUCGCAUACCGAUGCGUCCCUCCCACUAGAGAAAGGUCGAUCACAUACUUCAACGAACGUCGAGUGUGGAAAGGAGCCAGAGGUAAAAAAGCCACGCUGUGAAGUUACACCGGUGAUGAGGGCGCCCGAUCCGCCAGGAAACAACAACAACAAUAAUAAUAAUAAUCAUCAUCAUCUUCCAACGGAAAAUGCCGCCAAACCGGACAAGGUCGCUAAGCUUGAGCAUCACAAACGAAGAAAACGAAGAAAUAAACGUGUAAUUGCUGAAAUCACAACCACACCAAGGGAGGAUUUACUCAAGCUUAAGGUUAGAUUAACGCCAUGUCCACCGCGUAUAACUUCAAGCACGAAUAAUCAAACCAAAGAAAAACUUCUUCAAAUGAGGGCUGUUAGAAGAGAGAAAAUUAAGACUACAUCAAGUAAUAAACAGCGAAAUAAUUCAAUUCGCGAAGAAAAUUCCAUGGAAAACACUACUACUACUACUACUUCUACUACUACUACUACUAGUUCUACCAAUACUUCUAAUAUUUCUAAUACUUCUACAACUACUUCAACUACCACCAAUUCUUCAAAAACUGAAGAAUCAAUUGAAGAAAUAAUUGACGGUAUACCGGAUGAGAUUGUCAAAAUUGCUCAAAAUAUCAAUUCACAAACAAAAGCAAUAGACCAUCCAGAGGGGCAUAAAAAUGAAGAGUCAAUGAAUAAAGAAUCAAUUGAAGAAGAUAAACCAAAAGAUGAGGAGGUACUACGACGACUUGGUCUUGUGGCAAUCAAGGAAGCGAAUAAGACGCAUCGUGAUAAGAUGAAGAUUUCGCAGAAUAACACCGAGAAAGAGGAGUCUCUCAAUCGAGAGAAACUUGAACAACAAUUGCGUGAGAGUAAGGCCAAUAGAGUAAGAAGUCUUUUAGCUGAAAAACAAAUGCGCGAUGCCUUAAAGAGUAUGAUGUCAAAUUCAAAAGAUAAAGGAAACACAAAUACAAUUGGAAAUAAUAAUAAUAUUAAACGAAAGGGUCCCCCACCAUUGGCACCAUUACGUACAACAAAGAGAAAUAAUAAUAUUGCAAGUUAUUCAAAUUCAUUUACGCAAAAAUGUGAAAUUCCACUUGAUUUAAGUAGUAGUAGUAGUGGUGGUGAGAGUAUGAAAAUUGCAAAUAUUUUAGAUUUAUCAUCGUCAAAUCAUCCGGGUGGUAGUAAGACAAAAAGUAAAAUAAAUAACAAUGAAUCGCGGGCCAGUGCAAUUGGACUUUCUGGUAAAUCCAAGGAUGAACGGAAGUCACAGGAUUUGAAUUUACGAACAUUGUCCGAUGCCGCAGUUUCCUUGCUGAGCGAUUGUGGUGGUGGUGGUGGUUCGUCGGCAAAGUCAACAACCUCGGAAACCAUCAUUACUGGCAGUAUGAACGUCGGCAGCAAAGUUGCCUUAAGGAUACCUCAACCACAUCAGAGGAUCAGCGGAUUCGGUAUGAAAAUUAGACCAAACUUAGGCAUAAGGCAUAUACCAAAUCCACAAGCUGUGGUCGCGUCCCAAUAUAGAAAUCAAAGAGCAGGAUUUUUUAAUGUUUCCAAUCGUCCUUCUUAAGAUUCUUUCCAAAUUGAUAAUUAUUUGUUUUCUUUUUAAAAUGAGAAAUUAAAACUUGUUUUCGUAUUUUCCAAAUCGCUUAUCUGUAUAUAAAUAUCAUUUUUUAAUGCAUAUAUUUCUGAUUGAAGUAUAUUCUUUUUCGUGUAUAUAUUUUCACUAAAUUAUAUAUUAUAUAUUUCACUAAUUAUAUUAUAUAACUAUUAUAAAUUGAAUCAAUUUAACAGUUUUUGUCAUGAACAAUGAAAAUCCUAACGUAAAUUUUGACGCUGAAUUUUAAUCUUUCACACAUCAGAGAAAUUUUUUAUUUACGUUUAUUUGAGAGGUGAAUAAAAUUUAUUUUGAAUCAGAAAAAAAUAUUUGUCUCAGUGCCUAUAAUAACUAUUUUAUUUGUGUCAAAUAAAAAAUUUAAUUUACCACAAAUAACAUUUUAUUUAGAGCGAAUAAAAUUUUUAUUUAA